This is a messenger RNA of Sphaerodactylus townsendi, 1512 nucleotides long. It is a transcript of the gene LG10H4orf17, whose product is annotated as linkage group 10 C4orf17 homolog. The record is from RefSeq and is a predicted model, not a curated record. The transcript is spliced from 9 exons. NCBI's taxonomy places the organism in Eukaryota, Metazoa, Chordata, Lepidosauria, Squamata, Sphaerodactylidae. The coding region runs from base 242 to 1309 and encodes 355 amino acids.
GACCUGAGGUUCAAAAUGGGACUGGAUGAUCCCAGCUCCUAUUGCUUUCUGUACCAAGAAAUAUGCUUUACAAUUUCCUGUAUUUUUUAGAGCAUGUUUUCCUCUUAGAUAAAUAUAAGAACAUAUAAAACAACGAGCAUUCAUAUGUAACCUGGCCUGCAGCAUUAGGGCCUUCCCAAUGAGAUGCUGCUGGAAUCUGCUGUCCCAAGAAUAACUGCAGGGAAGACAAAAAUGCUUUAAGAUGAAUAUCAAUUUCAGAACACAGGCUGAUCCUCUGCUGAGCCCAAAGAAAGAAUCUAAAAAGUCAUGGCCCAAUGAAGGGAACGUUAACUUCAGACGCAAGAGCGCUCAAUGGCGAACAGUGUGCAACCUUAAAGGAUCAAAGGAUGAAUCUUCAAGUGUUAUGAGGGAUUUGGACCAUAUUUCAGGACGCUCCAUAAUGCCAAGGAUAGAACAGGGUCCAAGUCAGAUGUGCACUAGAAUAUCUGGGGGCCAUUCUUUGCCUGGCGGCACAACAAUAAAUUUGCAGUCUCUCACAAGCAAAAGGCAUAGUUCCCCACUGCCAAUUUCAUAUGAUAUGAAAGAAGACUUUGGCCUGUUCACAAACAAAACAUGGAACACGUCCGUUUUGAAGAAAAAGAUUUGUGAUCAGAAAGAUCUUCUGAGAAAAUCUAUUCCAGAACAUCCACCCAUAUCCGAUGUCCGUGCCAUUCCACCUACCUUGGCCUUCCAUUACAGACCUGUAAUCACGGAUAAAACGACUUAUACCUCAACCUACCUGGAUCAUGAAAUAAAAAUGCUGGAAAAGCUUGGUGAUAUUUUACAGACAGACUCAAUUGGAGAGAUAAAGGACUGGGUGUCAAAGGCAAAUCUGAACGAGAAGGAGUACGUAUCAAAUUUCAUACGCUCUGAUAUCACCACCCGAGAUUUAUUAAAUUUUCCUCCGAGAUGUGGGCAGAGUGGAAGUGAAGCAGCACAUCUAAACUUGCAGGCUAUGCUGAAAGGUUCGAAAGUCAUAAAAUCAUCAGAAGAAAAACUGUUGAGGAAUAAAAGCCAAAGAUCAAUAGCCGGCAUGGAGAAAACAUCAGAUAGGGAAAGCGAUAAUUUGUUCACCGGAAGAGAGAAAAUCAGAAUCCCAACUUCUGACUCAUCGUCCUUAGAGCAUUCCCCCAGUAGUCCCAAAAAAGAGGAAAGAAGGCACACCUCGCCAGCAAUACCACAAGAUAGUGGCCAACUGAUCUACAAAAGGUACCUCUCUAGGCUGCAAAAACCUGUCAGAGGAGAAAAUAUUCCUUCUAAGAAGCUGUGAAGGUGACCUGUUGGAAGAUGCAUGGUAAAUCCUACAGUACUUGGUCAGUCUCCCAAGUGUCCUUUAGAAAAGCAGUCGUGUCCUCCACAUUUAGAUCUGUGGAGUGGUUAUACAUAAGCACAAUAAAUAAAUUUCAAACCUUCUUGAAUAUUAGUAUACUGAAAUGUUAAAUUAAAUACUAAAUAAAUUAUUUUUGUUCCUCU